Thermochaetoides thermophila DSM 1495 is the source of this 1278-nucleotide messenger RNA. RefSeq lists its product as uncharacterized. Bases 1 to 1278 code for a protein of 425 amino acids. NCBI's taxonomy places the organism in Eukaryota, Fungi, Ascomycota, Sordariomycetes, Sordariales, Chaetomiaceae. The record is from RefSeq and is a predicted model, not a curated record. The transcript has 2 exons.
AUGGCCGACGACAACCUGAGCGCCUUCCGCGCUCACCUCCCUGAUCUUUCCCAGCCGCGCUUUACUACCAUGAAGAAGCAGGAUGCCCAUGAGUAUGCCAAAGCCUUCAUAGAGGACGGCAACCCGCCGUGGCUGCACGGUCUGUGGCAACACUGGCGGCGUCUAUAUCAGGAGCCGUUCAAGGGGAUUACGAAUGAUGGCCGCGUCCGCAACGACCUCUUUCACCUCCGCGACGACGGCAUCCUCAUCUCUUCCAUCGUCGCCGCAGCCAACAAUCUCUUGUCCCUCCUAACCCCCGACCAACUCUCCAAAACCAUCUUCCACAUCGACGCCCCCGAAUGGCGUACCUGGUCCAACCCCGAAUUCCUCCUCUCCAACAAGGGCAUCCGUCUCGACGAAGUCUCUGACUCCAUCCGCUCUGCCGCCCUGAACCUCCUCAAAGAGACUUUGUCUCCCGAAGGCUAUGAGAAGGCUUUGGGAGCGAUGCGCAUCAACGGGUUCCUUGGCGAAUUGGUCGGCGCGCCGCAGAUCUGCGGUGAGUUCAGCUACAACGUGUGUUUCUUCGGGACGCCGUCCGAACAACAGGCCUGGGGGUUCCAGUGGUAUGGGCAUCACUUGUGUCUCAACAUCUUUCUUUACCGCAGCACCAUUGUUGUCUCGCCGUUCUUCACGGGGGCUGAGCCGAAUGGGAUUGAUGACGGCCCGUAUAAGGGGACGAGGAUAUUACAUGAGGAGGAGAGGCUGGGAUUGGAGCUGAUGAGGAGUUUGGAGGGGAGUGUGAGGGAUAAGGUGCAGGUUUUUAAGGAACUGAAGGAUCCGGGGAUGGAGCAUGGGAGGUGGAAUCACGACGAUCAGAGGCAUUUGUGUGGUGCUUAUAGGGAUAACCGGGUUGUGCCGUAUGAGGGGGUUGUUGUUUCUUCGUUCUCUCUUGAACAACAGGCCCUGGUGAAGGCAAUCCUCAACCAAUUCCUUCUCUACCUCCCCCAGCGGGCAAGGGAACUCCGGAUCGAAGAAUGCGAGCGCUGGUUCCACGAGACAUACUUCUGCUGGAUUGGGGGAUACAGGGACGGGGAUGCUUUCUAUUACAGGAUACAGAGCCCCGUGGUGAUUGUCGAAUUUGACCACCAUUCGGGAGUGUUCUUGACGAAUAAGGAGCCGAAGCGGUUCCAUAUACAUACGCUGUUGAGGACGCCGAAUGGGGGCGAUUAUGGGAUGGCGUUGAGGAAGGAGUGUGAAGGGAUUCGGCAGGAGUGGGUUUGGGAGGGGGAUAAGGAGUAG